Messenger RNA from Letharia columbiana, 1215 nucleotides. RefSeq lists its product as uncharacterized. The transcript is spliced from 3 exons. Lineage: Eukaryota; Fungi; Ascomycota; Lecanoromycetes; Lecanorales; Parmeliaceae. Gene Ontology annotation, molecular function: polyubiquitin modification-dependent protein binding. The record is from RefSeq and is a predicted model, not a curated record. The coding region runs from base 1 to 1215 and encodes 404 amino acids. Gene Ontology annotation, cellular component: VCP-NPL4-UFD1 AAA ATPase complex.
AUGUUCAAUCCAGGCUUCUAUCAGGACGACGACCCUAUGUCCGGCAUGUUUCCCCCAGGCAUGAUGGGCAGAGCAGGCGGCAUGCCACCUCGCCGCUUCGACGAAUACUACCGCUGUUACCCCGUCGCCAUGUUGCCUGGUCCCGAGCGAGAGAAUGUGAACCACGGCGGAAAAGUCAUCAUGCCGCCCAGUGCUCUCGACAAGCUGACACGCCUACACAUCACAUAUCCUAUGCUCUUCGAGCUAAUAAAUGGGAACAAGGAUACUAUGACGCACGCGGGUGUAUUGGAGUUCAUUGCGGAGGAGGGAAAGAUCUAUCUGCCUUAUUGGAUGCUCGAAACCCUCUCUCUCGAACCCGGCGACCUUCUCCAAAUCAAAUCCACCGACCUCCCCUCCGGCCAAUUUGUCAAACUCCAAGCUCAAUCUACAUCGUUCCUCGAUAUAUCCGACCCAAAAGCCGUCCUCGAAAAUGCCUUCCGAAAUUUCUCCUGCUUAACCGUCGGCGAUGUCUUCACCUUUGCAUACAACGACAGUGUCUAUUCCAUGAAAGUGCUUGAAACAAAACCCGGCAUCGCUGCGAAAGGAGCUAUCAGUGUACUCGAGACGGAUCUUGAAGUUGACUUCGCCCCUCCGGUGGGCUAUGAAGAGCCGAAACGCGUCAGUGGUACCAGCACACCUAGAUCAAUGACAGGCGGUUUGCCGGCCGGCGGAACACUACACAGCACUGGCACCAUGUCCAAAGCAAUCAACUACGCCUCCAUAGCACCUACAUCAUCCACAGCAGCCGAUGGCGCAAAAGCCGUCUCCUCCAACUUCCUCCUCGGAGGCCAAAAGCUCAACGCGCGGAAGGGCAGUAAAGCGCCCACACCCAAAGCGUCCACCCCAGUCGCAGGCGCUUCGACGAACCCUCCUCCAACUACCAUCAGGCGCACCAACGGACCACAACCACUCCGUCUGCCGCCGGGGAAACUGUUCUUCGGCUACGAAGUCAAACCCGUACGCAAGACUGGCGAGCAAAAAGAGAAAGUUGAAGAUGAAAGCAAGCCGAAGUUCCAAGGGCAGGGACAAACGCUGAGAGGAGGCCUGAAACGCAAGGGUGGGGAGCCGGAUGCCGUUGAGAAGAUAGAAAAGGGCAAGGAAGCGGAGAAGAAAGAUCCUGGUGCAGGGGGUGGGCAGAAAUUAGGUGGGAGAACGUUGAGAGAUGCGCCGAAAUGA